Messenger RNA from Gossypium raimondii (Peruvian cotton), 1879 nucleotides. RefSeq names its product O-fucosyltransferase 37. Lineage: Eukaryota; Viridiplantae; Streptophyta; Magnoliopsida; Malvales; Malvaceae. Bases 53 to 1810 code for a protein of 585 amino acids. The record is from RefSeq and is a predicted model, not a curated record. The transcript is spliced from 5 exons. Gene Ontology annotation, cellular component: cytoplasm.
GAUUAACUGUUUCUGCUACUCAAUAACCACCAUUGGGUACUUUAGAUUCUUCAUGUUACUCACUUUCAUUAAUAUUUCUCCGGGAAACUGCAGGAAAAUCUGGGAAAAAGAAUCUUCAAUAAUGGCAAGACCAUCAGGAAGGAUAAUCAAGAACCCAUUCAUGAGUUUAACACCGAGUCCAAGAUCACUAACUCAGUUCUUCUCCGUUUCACCACCAUUAACAUCCCUUUUUUCUUCCAAGAAAACAUCCCCAUCCCUCUCCAUUUUCAUCCUUUCUUUCUUAUUUUCCUUCACUUUCUUGGGAAUCUCCAUUUUCAGAUUCUUCCCUAGCUCCCAAGAUUCAAUCCAUUGUUCCAUUAUAUCCCCAACAACAUCCCCUAUUUCAUCCCAUCCUUUACCAUCUUCUUACUCUCAGAUCAUCUUAACAUCUUUACUUUCCGGCAUAAACUCCGACAACAAGAUUCAACCCAGAGUUGGCGGCACUGCAAUGGUUCCAUUACCAGUUCAUUUGGUUUCUGGUAACUUGUCCGAAGAAGAAACCGAGUUCUGGAAACAACCAGAUAGUAAUGGCUACCGUCCUUGUUUGGAUUCCACCGUUGGGUAUCGUAAAAGAUCUGCAAAGAUUUCCAAGGAGAAAAACAGGUUCUUGGUUGUGGUUGCUGCUGGGGGAUUGAAUCAACAAAAGAAUCAAAUCAUUGAUGCUGUUGUUAUUGCAAGAAUACUUGAAGCUGCUUUGGUUUUGCCUGUUUUGCAGGUCAACAUGAUAUGGGAAGAUGAAAGUGAAUUUCCAGAUAUAUUUGAUGUGGAACACUUCAAGAAGACAUUAAGAGCAGAUGUACGAGUUGUAUCUUCGUUGCCAUCGUCUCAUUUGGUGGCUAAACAGACCAUUGUAACUCAAAUUCCUUAUGGUGUUUCACCGUUUUGGAUCCGUGCUAAGUUCUUCAAACAACUGAAUCAGGAAGGGGUACUUGUACUGAAAGGAUUAGAUUCUAAGCUCUCCAAGAAUCUUCCAUCUGAUUUACAGAAGCUUAGGUGUAAGGUAGCAUUCCAUGCACUGAGAUUUUCGAAGCCAAUUCUUCAAGUUGGGAACCAGCUAGCAAGAAGAAUGUGGAUUGAAGGUCCAUAUAUCUCUCUUCAUCUUCGGCUCGAGAAAGAUGUGUGGGUUCGAACCGGAUGUCGAACUGGUUUAGGUCCUGAAUACGACCAAAUCAUUACCCAAAUUCAGAAAACUCAGCCUCAGUACCUCACUGGCAGAGUCAACAUGAGCUAUAGUCAACGUCGCCUCUCCGGCCUUUGCCCCUUAAAUGCUUUUGAAAUGGCAAGGCUUUUGAAGGCUUUAGGAGCGCCCCAAAGUGGUCGGUUUUACAUAGCCGGAGGAGAGCCAUUCGGUGGCAGCAAAGCAUUGGAGCCGCUCGCGGCAGUGUUCCCAAACUUGGUCCGAAAGGAAAUGUUGGCCCGUGACGGCGAACUCUCUCCUUUCCUCAACAGCUCCUCCGCUCUAUCUGCCAUUGAUUACAUUGUCUCCUUUAACAGCGACAUCUUUAUACCUUCCCAUGGCGGAAACAUGGGACGAGCCUUACAAGGACAUCGUGCUUACAUGGGACAUAGAAAAAGCAUAAGACCAAACAAAAGAACAAUGUUGCCUUUCUUUGAAGAUUCAUCCAUUUCUGAUGAAGAAUUCAGUAGCAUUAUAAGAUCAUUGCAUAAUAAAUCAAUGAAACCUGAACCUAGGAAGAAACAAAGAGACAACGAUGUGAUUGCUUAUCCAGUGGCUGAAUGUAUGUGUCGACAUGGUUCUGGUAGUUUUUGAAACAAAACACACUCAUAUUUGUACAUAUAAUAGGUUUUGAUUUUGAAGUAAACAUUUGUACGUACAUUG